GACAGGCACGGUCUUCUGCUGCCGUCAGCUCUUUCUACGGAGUAACACGAAUGUCAACUUAGUAGUCAACUUUUGGGGAUCGAGUCGAACAUUUUAGGCUUACUCGGGGAGCAUCAGUUUGCUGUACAUAUUUUCUUUAUUGAACUUCCCAGCAGCCUGUCAAACAAUGAACCCGGCUCGGCGGUUUUUGUGCGCGGGGCUGGUUCUAGUGUGGCUCGUCCCGGACAGCUUUGAGGUCCAGGCUGCUUUCUCCCAGGCGAUGGACAGCGACUUCACGCUGACUCUACCUGCCGGCCGGAAAGAGUGUUUUUACCAGACCAUGAAGAGAGACGCCUCGCUGGAGAUUGAAUAUCAGGUUUUGGAUGGUGCCGGCCUAGAUGUGGAUUUCUCCAUCUUUUCUCCAUCAGGACAGUUGUUGUUUAAUGACUACCGGAAGUCAGACGGCAUCCACACUGUAGAGACGGAAGAUGGAGACUACAUGUUCUGCUUUGACAACACUUUUAGCACGGUCUCUGAGAAGCUUGUCUUCUUUGAAUUGAUUUUGGACAACAUGGAUACAGAUGAAGACCCAGACAACUGGAAGGAAUAUGUCCACGGAAUAGAUACUCUAGAUAUGAAGCUGGAGGACAUCAUGGACACAAUCAACAACGUUAAAGCUCGGCUGGGCAAAAGCGUACAGAUCCAGACCCUGCUGCGAGCGUUUGAGGCUCGGGACCGCAAUAUCCAGGAAAGCAACUUUGAAAGAGUGAACUUUUGGUCUGUGGUCAACCUUGUUGUGAUGGUUGUGGUGUCAGGGGUUCAAGUGUACCUGGUCCGCUCUCUCUUUGAGGAUAAAAGGAAAAUUCGCACAUAACAUGAGCUGGAUGGGUGGUUAAAAGAGCAAGAAAGUAUUGCAGUUGACUGUAAAUGUCACAAGUGUUUAUUUUCUUUCCCCCAUAUUUGUAACAGAGAUACACACAAGAUUGUUGUUUCAUUAACCAUGUUGAAUUUACCACAACUGAAUAGAGUUAAAGUCCCACGUUUGGAUUAAAAGCAAUCAGUUAUUCUAUGUUGCAUCCACCAUCUUUGCUUACUAAAAGUUCUAAUUCUACUCUCUUUGUUACGCUGCUGUACUGGAUUUCUAAUGGUGACAGAAUGAUUAAGUUGAUGAUGUUACUCUUAUUUUUUUACCCGAGUGUGGGCUUUCCAGGCCGUUGGUCGACUCGCAGAAAUAUCAUUUUAGUUUUGUGGGGAUCUUUCUGAGUGUUACAUGAAACCACAUGAAGGAACGGGAGGGUUUUAAGACAUGAUUCUGACAAACAGGCAUGAGAAGUGCAACCGGUUUGGCAGCUGAUCUUUCCUCACUUCAAAUGCUGCCUUUGCAUUGAUAGGCGUCAACUUUCCCCUCUGAGCCUUCUUUUGUUUUUAUUGUCAGCCAAAUCUUUUCCUCAUAGAAAUACAGUCAAGUCUGAAUUGCUGCAUCUCAUGAGGUCCAGGAGAGAAACUACCCUGUCCAACACUUCUGCCCCAUUCUUCUCAGCUGGGGUCAUUUGAUUGGUGAUCUGAAAGCCUCUGCUGCUGCUGGCUGUCCUGUUUACAGCCUACCUCCUGUGUGAAGAUGUGGGGCUAGGCCUGUUCUCUGGUGACAGAAUCUAUUUCUAUCUUUCUGACACCUGGAAGGUCAUUGCAGGGCUGUUCUAGACACUCAGUGCCACAAUUACGUUAGCAUUCUUUUACAUUAAAAUACUCAGUUUUUAAAUGUUGUUACUUUUUCACCACCAUUUGAACAUAUCUGUUGGCCAUGCUGCCUCAGAUAGCAGGGAACAAAGAUGGCUUUUUGUUUUUCUUUUUACAUUUGUCAGAAAUGUUUAUGAGGUAAACUCGUUUAAUGUUCAUAUUCUAUAAAAAUGCUGCUGGGUGUGUGGCCUUAGUUUUAUUGUUAUGUUUGCUCUACUUCUAAAAUCAGGAUUCCACAUUGAAAACCCUGUUAUUUAUCUGUAGGGCAAAGAAUAAAGAGAUUAUGCCUUCAUGAAAUGUGCCCGUAUCCAAUAAGUGUUUAAAAGUUUAAUUAGAAUUUAACUUUGUCAUUGCACAUCUCAAGUGCGUAGCAACAAAAUGCAGUUUGCAUUGAGUAAUGUAAGUUAUGUAGAAGAUCAAACAGGUUUUGACAUAUAUGAAGUCAACAACUGUAAGAGCUCUGAAUUUGUAAUGAAAGGAUUCAAAGAUUAUAUUUUUAUUCCUCUUAUGGCUGUUAUCACUGUAGGAUUUAAGUUUUCAUCCUGAAGCCUUACAAAUAAUCAAUUGAUGCAAAAAUGAUUUAAAACAGUUCUGUCAUGCUUUAAAGUCCUACGAUAAGAAAAUGUUUGUAAAAAAAAAGUGCUUUCAUUUUCCCACAGGAGAAAUUAGGAUUUCUGAUUCAGUUUUAUCUGUUUCUACCUCAAUGAGGCAGUGCAGGAAGAAGGAUAUAUUUAUAAGGUAAAUAUGUAUAAAUUAAACAAUCCUAUCUUUGUUU
Messenger RNA from Oryzias melastigma (Indian medaka), 2491 nucleotides. It is a transcript of the gene tmed5, whose product is annotated as transmembrane p24 trafficking protein 5. The coding region runs from base 167 to 853 and encodes 228 amino acids. Gene Ontology annotation, cellular component: endoplasmic reticulum; Golgi apparatus; COPII-coated ER to Golgi transport vesicle. The record is from RefSeq and is a predicted model, not a curated record. The transcript is spliced from 4 exons. Gene Ontology annotation, biological process: endoplasmic reticulum to Golgi vesicle-mediated transport; Golgi organization; intracellular protein transport. NCBI's taxonomy places the organism in Eukaryota, Metazoa, Chordata, Actinopteri, Beloniformes, Adrianichthyidae.